AUGUCAAACAAGACGAUAUUGCCUGAUGCCUCUGACAUUGUGUCGCCUAAGAAACUUGCUCACGUGGUCCUACGCACAAAUAACCUAAAGGCCAUGGCGCCUUUCUACGAGGUCUUUUUGGGUGGUCAAGCUACUUUCAAGAACGAUUAUGCUUGCUUUGUUACGUAUGAUGAAGAACAUCAUCGUGUUGCUAUCGUUCAACUACCAGACCUAGCCCAAAAGCUCCCAAAGUCUUGUGGCCUUGAUCUAAGUGACUCCCAUUUCCAUAUUGAAUUUACGUUUCAAAAUACCCACGAUCUAGCACAAGUGUAUACGCAGCGCAAGGCGCACGGCAUUAUCCCACUUUUGUGUGUGAAUCACGGGAUCACUAUGAGCAUGUAUUAUCGGGACCCGGAUGGUAAUGUGAUUGAGACAUUGGUCGAUUCUUUCAGCGAUCUUGAAAAACAAACUGCGUUCAUGAAUUCCCCAGAGUUCCUGCAAAACCCAGUUGGUGUAGAUUAUGAUCCUGAGAACCUAGUGAAGCGUCUAGCUGAUGGGGAAGCUGAGGAAAGCAUCUUGAAAAUGCCUGAUAUUGGACCAAGAGGACAAGACACAGUGCCAUUAUUCUAG
Molecule: messenger RNA, 609 nt
Organism: Trichoderma harzianum CBS 226.95
Lineage: Eukaryota; Fungi; Ascomycota; Sordariomycetes; Hypocreales; Hypocreaceae
Exons: 2
Coding region: 1-609 (202 amino acids)
Source: RefSeq, a predicted model, not a curated record